Molecule: messenger RNA, 9079 nt
Organism: Mizuhopecten yessoensis (Yesso scallop)
Lineage: Eukaryota; Metazoa; Mollusca; Bivalvia; Pectinida; Pectinidae
Product: protein spire homolog 1-like
Exons: 16
Coding region: 70-3834 (1254 amino acids)
Biological process (GO): establishment of meiotic spindle localization; intracellular transport; Golgi vesicle transport
Cellular component (GO): cell cortex; cytoplasmic vesicle membrane
Molecular function (GO): actin binding
Source: RefSeq, a predicted model, not a curated record
UCUACAGUGCGAAGCAUUUUUUGACACUCAGUUGGUAAGACAAGCUAGAGCCAUGUCCUAUCCGAAACCAUGGCGCAGACGAGUCCCAAAGGAUCUAGCAGCUCUAAACAGGAACUUCUGUCACUAAAGGAUAUACUGACAGUUUUUAACAAUCCUAUAAAUGAGGAUCAGGCAUGGGCUGUGUGUCACCAAUGUGCCCAAUUCUUCCAAACAACAUCGGAUCGUUCAAAAUACCGGGAAUUUUACAAGCAUGGAGCUCGGGCCAUUCGUAUACGACCCGGUGGUGAAAUUCUAAUAGAAGUCGCGGAAUGUGAUAUAAGUCUCGGAUCGGGGAAAGGUCCGCCUUUACGGCGGAGGAAUUCUGUAACGGGGAAGGACAUCAAGGUUGUGACUGAAAGUGAUGCUGUACAAGGACUUGGACUGGUUAUCUAUCAGGCCCUUGACUAUGGAAUGGGUGCCGCUGAGGAACGGCACCUCAGCCUUGAACUGGAAAGUCUGGUGGAAUUUAUGACAAAUCCUGACGGGGAUGAAGAAGAUGCGUCCACGGCUGACGAUGAGGGCAUCGAGAAGGAUGCGAAGGAAAGCGGUCUGUUCCCGGACGUUCUCGCGAUUUGUGAACAGCACCUGUCCAAUGAGGUUAAUCCAGGAAACCAUUACCGAGCUGUGUGUCGGGCCCUGGUGGCCGAGGCUCAGGAACUCUGCUCCUUCUUGGAACAAAUCUCCACCGGUAAAGAGAGUCUAAAUGUAAAGGCGGAGGAUGACCUAACAAUAUUAGAUGAUUUACAACGUAACGACUGGGCGAGGCUAUGGGUACAGAUAAUGAAACAACUACGCCACGGGGUGAGGUUAAAAAGUGUAGAACACACUAACCUCACCCCUAGAGAAUAUGAGCUGACGCCGUUUGAGGUUCUACUGGAGGACAUACGUACGAGGAGAUACAACCUCAAAAAGACUGUGGUAAAUGGUGACAUCCCACUCAAGGUGAAAAGUGAUGCGCAUGCUGUGAUACUUGAUUUCAUUCGAUCUCGCCCCCCUCUACAUUCCGUAAAAGAUAGGAUAUUAAAAUCGCCCCCUAAAAGGCAGCUGGAUCCUGUUGAACUUCUACUUCAGGACAUUCGCCAACAACCCAAGUUGCGCCCAGUGAAGGACGGCAAGCUUGUAGUGGAAACAUCAAGAACAAAAUUGAAUAAUGCAGAUGAAACAGAAAGUCCCCUUCCUGUCAGAAAGGUCAUCAAACCAGACUUCAAUCUUCUACGUAAUUUUGAGGAUGAUACAGAUGAGUCUGAAUGUAGUCUACAGUCGUCACGGCGAUCCAGUGUGGCAUCCCCAUCUCCAGAAAGGGAGAUGCGUCCAUGGCAACGAGCUGUGGUACGAGACCUGGCUACUACCCAGAGCAGGCCUGUGAUGCUCCAGCGUAGGAAUACGAUAACGGUGUGUGAGUCGCCUGCUGUACAGGUAUAUCCCACCAGCACACCACAAUCCCCUAUCUUGGAGGAGACUGAUGAAGAGAAUGUAUUUCCACAAAAAGCGGCCCCUAUUAAGUCUCCAUCCAAUUCGCAUGAUAUUGCCGUGAAAAAAAUCAGGCGUCAGUCGGCAGUUUGUAAAUCGCAUGUGUCUGCCAAUGAUGUUCGACAGAGACUGAGUUUAAAACUGCAUGGUAACACUCCAGCAAUGUGCAUGUCUUCUCAGGACAGGGUGCAUGGUAGGGCUAAUCUUUCUUCACAGUCCUCGGGAAGUUACGAAGAUCUGCUGUCUGAUUCAUCAUCUCAGUCGUCACCACGUAUGAGAAAAGUCAGUGAACCAUUACUAUCGACAUACCAACAGAAAGUUCAAAGGUCAGUGAGUGUAAGUGAUAUGGCGGGGAACAGGCCUCAGCCAAUGACAAGGUCAAGAACAAUGCCCAAAGUCAGCAGCGAGUUGGAGACAAGUGAACAAUCUGGUGUGUCUGAUGAGACAAACAGACCUGUCCCUCGACCCCGCCCAGUUCCUGCCCCCAGACUGAGUCGUAGCUCUUCCCCCCUACCCACCCAGCAAUUAACCUCCCCUGCUGUAGUUCCCACCAGUAUAGGAGCAAAAUCUCUUUCCCCAUUGGUGUCGCAGCAAGAUGCUUCCCCAACUCCAGCUAGACGAGAAACUUCCCCUAAACCAGUGAAACGCCACCGAUCUUCUGUGCAUAGGUCAUCAACUCAGAGGGAGCAUCAUAGACAUAGACUGAAUUCCUCAGAGGAGGAACAACCCUCUGAGUUGAGCUCUGAUAAGACUUUAGCUUCAGAACAAAAGCAUAGAUCUUCAGAACGAAGACAGCGUUCUUCUGAACAAAGACAGCGUUCUUCUGAACAAAGACAGCGUUCAUCAGAACGAAAACAGAGUUCUGCUGAACACCGACAGAGUUCUUCAGAACAUCGACAACAUUCUUCUGAACGUAGACAACGCUCUUCAGAAAGAAAUCAAACCACUGAUUCUAAAUCUCGAGAGCGUAAACAGCGUACUUCAGAGAGGCGAAUCCCUGUUGACAUGAGCUCAGAGGUGAGUUCUGUCCCCUCCACACCUUCUACCUCUACCUCCUCCUCUGUAGUAUCCUCUCCCUCCCGUGUCUCCCCCGAUGCCUCCCCAAAACCCAGCCCCACCCCUCGACCACGCAUCCAGCGUUCCUCCAGUCACCAUAUUAAACGACAGAUGACCAUAUCAGGUGGGCCUGUGCCCACUGCAGACACUGAUCAAACAAUUCCAAAAGCAAGAGAUUCUACAAGGGAUAGUCCAAAGAUAUCUAUUCGGAAGGAAUCUUCUUCAGAAUUUGGAAGAAUGACACCCAAGACAGAUUCUGCUGUGGACAACCCAAGGGUUCCACGCCGAUCAGGUUCAUCACGGACCCCGCGACCAAUGAGCCUGAUAGAGGCAGACGACCGCCAUGCUAUUAUACAAGAGGCAGCGGAAUCUAGUCUUCAAACGAAUGGUGCAUCCAGUUUCUCGUCGCUUGAUGUGCGAGACCUGCUGAAUGUAAGUUCAAGGAUGAAGUCCUCCGGUGCUGGUGAGGAUCAUGCUUCUACUACUAACUGUAACGGUAGUCCUACACCUAGCUCCCAUCCAUCUUCUGCUGUGCCUGCUGCUGCCGGCUCUAUGCAUCAAGUUUUGAUCAAGAAAUGGUCACAUCCAAUUGAAUGUCUGUCUUUGACUCUUGAGGAGGUCACUCACAUCCGCACGGUCCUGACCAAGGCUGACCUUGAGACUGUCAUCACACAGAAGGACCUCUACACAUUACUGGCCAAGGGCAAAAUUUGUUUUACAUGUAAAGAAGUGAAGUUCUCCAUGUUUGGACAGUGGGGAACUCGGUGUAAGAUAUGUAAGAGAAACGUCUGCAAUAACUGUCUCCGCAAAAUGAAUGUGCCAACUGAACAUUUUGAGAACAUCCCUGUACACACUCUCAGUCCCAUACCUCUCAGUCCAGAAACACUGGACAUCAUCAGGGCAUAUGAAAGUACGGGGUCAGUUCCUCACUCUCCAACUUUGCAACGCAAACAGCAGCAAAGGCUGGAAACAAAAUCUGUGAAACCAAAAACACUACAGCGUGCCAACACAUUUACCGCAAACCAGGGUCCAGCCAUGCUACCCAACAAGAAUCUCCUGAAGGGCCCACAAAUGAACAUUUGUCGUGACUGUAAAGGAAUGAUCAUGGAGAUCAUAAGGACAAGUCGAACCUCGAUAGCACUUAUAAAUCAGGGGAAGGAACUCCCAAAAAAGUCCGCCAGUUCAAGUUCAGAUGAUGGAGGAAGUGGCAUGAAUCUCUCCUCACUGUCUCUCAAUGUAAAACACUUCUUCGCUCCGACAAAAGAGUGACAUGCGUCGGCGUGGUGGAUGUGUAGCAGAGUUGUCCUUACGGCUGCUGAAUGCUGAACAAAUAUUUUCACCAUUGAUGCAGUGUUCUAAAUGGAGUUAAUGGACAGACAUUCCUUCUGACUGAUGACUAGUGUGAUAAAUGUGAGCGGGAUACAGCUGGAGAAAGUCUUGUAACACCAUCCAAGUCACCUUUCUUCAGAAAGAAUAUUUAAGCUGCUCGCCUACUAAUCAGUGUCUCAACAGUGACAGAGCAGCUUCAUAUUUUUUAUCUUUUUGUUUUAUGCUGAGCACAAAAUUGGCUGAUAUUAUGAUAACAGAUUUAAAUCAAAAUUGUUGGUUCUGGCAAGACGGACAUUCAUUUAAUCGUAACUAAUUGUUAUGCCUUGCUACUUUUUGAAUGAGUCAGUGUAAAAGAGUUGCAGAGAUUCCAGUUGAGAAGAACAAAUAUUUUAUUUAAAAUGCAGAUAAGGUGUUGAUGACUAGCAAAUGAACUUAAAAAAGCCUAUGUGACACCCUAACUGUUUUACCCAUAUAGAUCUGUGUCUCCAUGUGUUUGUCACUGCCGAACGUGUCGAUCUGAGUUGUAAACAAGAUAUAGACUUACUGAUAAUAGUCUUGUACUGUUAGAGAUUUCGUAGAUCUGAAGACUUUAUCACGUUUGGGAAUACCUGGGUCUGCUUUACAACAAGUUUUAUUUUUAAUACAUUCAUAUUUUAAUUUAAAAUUUUCAUAAAUUCGAUAAUGAAUUUUCCAGUUUUUGAUAUUUUAAACAUUUUGUUUUAUGAUAUAGUAUUCAUAUAUGUGGUGUGUUUUGCCCUCUGCUGUUCAUGUUUCUUCAGGAAAAAAAUAUAUUACCGGUGCAAAAAAUCUUGACAAUAUUAGAACAAGCACAAAAUAUCACCAGUUUGAAAAAUUACAUAAUUUAGCCAUCAUACGCAUAAUUAACAGGUCACUAGGCAUUGUUUGAUUUAAACUUUAAAGGUUAAUAUGCAGACAUUUUAUUCAAUAUUUCAUAAGUUUGAACAAAAAUCAUUGCUAGAGGCAAUCUUAAAUUCUAUAUCAUACAUCUAAUCAAUUGCUUGUUCAUCGGUAUAUAUAACUUACCACAAUCAGUUAGGACAAACUCUUGGUACACCCAGCUGUUAACUCAUUCACCCCUGAAGACACAUUUGAACUCUUCCAAUUCAAAGGUUGGAAUAGCUCAUUGUAAAAUUUCAGGGGUGAAUGAGUUAAUCAGAUAUUCAUUUAAUUGUAUCUUCCGGGGAAUAUUUAUAUACCAGUACAGGUAUACAAUUGAGUGCCAUAUUCUAAUUAAAAUUAAAGACAAUUUGCAAGGACAAUUUUUAUUUUGUUUUUCAAAAUGAUUAUCAAUUCCAGCCGGUAAUUUAAACGAUACUUGGUAAUUGUGUUUUCAAAUUCCAUGUGAAAAAGACAAACAAUUAACUGCAUAGAAAACAGUUAAGUAUACAGACAUGAAUUAUUUAUUGUGUUCAGCUGAUAACGAAACAUGUAAGAGGUGCAUGAAGUAAAAUGUUUGGGGGCAAGUGUGAAUAUAGCCGACUAGAAAGUGAAUAUAGCCGACUAGAAAGUGAAUAGCCGACUAGAAAGUGAAUAUAGCCGACUAGAAAGUGAAUACAGACGACUAGAAAGUGAAUAGCCGACUAGAAAGCAAAAUGAGUACUAAAGGAAGGGUUAGGGGGAAAAGGGAAAGCAUGUGAUAUAAAGGGAAAGGGAGGGAUUAGGUAAAAAUGGGAUGAAUAGGACAGGGAGUGUGUCUGUGAAUACGAGAAAAACAGAGAGAGAGAGAGAGAACGUUUUUUGAAGGUACAUUGUAUAUCCUUUAUGUAGAAUAGGGGUAUUGUAUGUAGUGGAAAUUUGAUAGGAGAGCUGUAGAGGUCAUUAGGGGUCAAGUUUGGAGAGGAAAAUGUGUGUUAUGUCAUUGAUUUCCUCAUUUGAGUAUCUCUGUAUAUAUAGUCAGAACUAUUCCAUUAUUUUACCAUUGUGGUGCUGUAAGUGAUAUUCUGUGAUUUUGUAAUUAUUUGUGUUAGAUUUCACAACUGUCAUCUAAUGGAACACAUGUAGUACAUGUAAUUCCCCACCAGUAUAUAGCCGGCCAUUGUUUAGCUUGUUUCCGAGGACAACCCCAGGCUGUUUACCAUUGUGAUAUUAUAGAGCACAACACAAACCCUAUUUCUGUGAUGUGAUGCGGUACCACAGCCCUGUUGUUUUAUACUGGCUUUAUACACAAAUUAGGAAUUGAACAUUAUUUGAAAGAUGCUGUACAUCUCUUGAAUUGACACGUUGUAGUGUUGGUGUUGGGACAGUGUCAGUGUUAAAAUAGUGAUAUAAUAGGGAUUGUAAUCUUCACAAACAACUCAUACCCAGUAUAAUAAACAUGACAAAAGUGUAGAGCAGGUCUUGUCUGCCAGGGACCUUUACCCGACAUGCAGGGAACGUAUUCAUGAAAUCUCAUUCUCAUUCUCAAACUUUAUUGUAACUCAUUUAAAUCAUGUAAUAUGGUCAAAAAUCAAGUAAAACAUUGAAGACAGUUUUCGUCUUUAAGUCUGUCCAUAAUUCUUCCAUAUCAUCGACAAAAUGUGAUUUUUUUAUUGAUUUAUCACGGAAAAAAGAUAUAGGGGUUGAGGACAAAAUCUUAUUUGAGCAUGAGAAUGGUUUCAUGAAUACGGGCCCAGAACUCAGUUUGUACUAAUGUAUAGUUACUGUCACCAGAUUGCUGCAGAGUUUUAUUAUUUUUAUAACUUUUUUCCAACAUCACCUUGACAAGUCUCUAAAUGAAACAUGCGGGUAUAUGUUCAAUUGCUUUCUAGCUGUUAAUCAAGGGGUCUGCAAGUUAAUAACCCAAAACAAUUUUUAUUAUGGUGCAGAUGCUGUUGAAUGUGAUUUUUUGUGAGCUGUUGUAUUUACAUUCCCUAUUCAACUCUUACCUGAAUGUAUAGCUAGACUUCAGAAGUCAAAAUUCUCUUUGUUUGCAAUAGGUUGUUAAUUACAUUACAAUAUAUAUAUAUGCAAAGUGAAAGUACAAACACAAAUGGCACUGUUUAAAUUGUUAAAGUCCAUGACACAGUGGAGAGGCACCUAUUAUUGAAAAACACAUUUUUUUAUAUUAUUAAACUUUUAAUGAAGAUCAAACGAGUAUACCAUUGUUUGUAGAUAUGUUUCCUGUUGAACAGACUGUUUGUUUUACCGUUGACCGCAGUCCGUCGCUGUACAAAGUAGUGCUGAAUUAUUACACAGGUUGUUGAAAUCUUCAAAGUUUAUUUAUCUUGAAAGCAAAUUGUUCAGCAAAUGAAAUGGUUCAAGCAUUCAGGUAUUUAUCACAAAUUAAUCAUAGAUCUUGAAAAAUAAAUCUGUAUGUCAUGUCAGAAAUUUCAAAUGGUUCCCACCUAAUUUCAUGUGCUUUUGAAACUUUAUAGCAUUAAUAAUUUAGCAAAGAUCAAAUUAAAUUGAUUUUGAUUAAUUGAAAUAUUCCUUAACUUAUUUAAAGUAAGCAUAAAUUUUCAACUUUAAUUUUAGUAAAAACACACAAUGAUGGAGACAUUUUCAGUCUGAUCUAGACUGAUUUAUCAUGAAUAUAUAUUAGCAAUGAUUUCUAGCUGUUACAUGAUCCUACAGUGAAAACAGAUUAUGCAUGUAAUGUGAACUAUUUUCAGUUUAACAGUGCAUCUGAAAAUCUUUUAUUCUGAAAUUUGUAUAUACAAUGUAAAUGAUUGUGAUACCUGUAUGUGAUACCUGUAUCAGAACAAGAUUAUUGGUGUUAUGUGUAUCAUUUGUGUAUUUCGGCAUCUACCAGUCAAUUGCGAAUCUCAACAGUUACAAAAGAUCAAAUAUCCUUCCUUAAUACUUACAUUUUUUUUACUAGUACAGAGCCUAUAAUCAAACAUUUUUUCAGCUAUCAUCAGUGGUGUUAUAAUAUCGCCUUUGGUAUUAUAAUAUAAAACCCAGGUCUAUAUAUAUUACCAAUGGUACAUUGUAUUAUGAUAUUAAUCCUGGUCUUAAUCUCACCAAAUAUAAAUGAAUAAGUUUUUAUACUUCUAGAUCAAAUUUUGAUUGAUAUUUUUUUUUUUUUAAUUUUAUAGGUUGAAGUUUUAAAUUCAUUAUGUCAACUCUAGUUGUUUUGCUCCACUCUAAGAUAAUUCGAGGUUUGUGAAGUAUGAAGGUCUGUUACACACAAAUACAUAAGUUGUUGUUAUAGGAAUACACAAUAUAAUCAUAAGAUAAGAAAUGCUUGUUAUCCAUUAGUACCACAGUACUCCAUCUGUCCAAGUGUGAAUGUGUUUAUUUUUCAUUUAAACUCAUCAGGUCUUGAUAUAGAUAUUGUUUAGAAUAGAAAAUGUAUAUUCUGAUUCACAAUAUCGUAGCAAAGUCUAAGAAAUAGUCAUUUAAUUUAUUUUCAUAUUUGAAUGUUUAUUUUGGAAUGUUGAACACAGAACUAUUUAUUAAAAAUUUCUAAAUUUCAUUUUUUUUCUUUCCCUAAUACUUUCAUCACCAUCAUUUUUAAGUCAUAUUAGAAAUGUGAAUAAACUCUAGAUAUUUAUUUGAUAGAUUGGUAUAUAUUGAGGUUUGUUGUAGUUGAUAAUGUCCUGUGGUUUGAGGACUGCAUAAUGAUUUUGAUCCGUAUCACUUGUUACCCGUCACCUUCACUCUGUCCAAGUUAGCCGUUAAUCUUACAGGGAACAAAAGCAAUAAAUGUUCCUGUAAUUAUAGAGCAUCACCCCCAUCUUCUGUAUCAAGUGUUGUUUCAUUGAUACUUGUACUAUUCUUCUAAAAUUUUCAUUUCACAAAAAGUUAUAUACAUUUGUAACUUGUUUUAAGACGAGGGAGUUAAUGUUAACCCUCAUUCCUGUAUCAAGUGUUGUUUCGUUGAUACUUGUACUUUAUUCUUAUAAAAUUUUCAUUUCACAAAAAGUGAUGCAACUUGUUUAAAGCCGAGAGCGUUGAUGUUUCAUAGACCCCAAUCUCCUUUACUGGUCAAAGGACAUCAUUCGAUCAAUGUAAUUCUCUCAUAGUGAUAUUAUUAUGCUUCUUUCGCCACAGAUUUUCAUUCCUAAUCUAGAAAUGAAAUACACUGUAAUGUUGUUUGAGUGUCGACUCGACCAUCCACUCCCUUGGUUUUACCUGGUGUCGUCUGCGUAGACCGGUAGUGGCAGUUUGUAUUGUAGAUCUUUUUUUAUUAUCUGAAAUCGAUGCAUACCAACACCACAUGAAAUAAAAUAUCAGAAAAAAA